CCUGUGUCUGCUUUGGCUCCUGAGUGCACCACGAUCACACCCGAGCUGCACGCUGGCUCGGUGUAGAAGGUGAUUUGGAGGGAUGAGGAGAGGAUGGGGAAUCGGAGGGAGGAGAGGAAGGGUUGCCAAGGAUUGGCUGGAUGCGGGAGAGAAAUGCACCGAAAGCGCCUGAGUGGGUUGCGACGCUGCACAGCGAUCAGAGCAGUCCAGAGGAAGAAGAGCGUUGGAUCUGGGUUGCAGGCACUGAGACACAACAGCAUCCUGCUUUGUAUCUCCUGCCGUGGUCCACCAGGAUGGAUCCUGAAGCCUGAAGAGCAGCUCGUCGUUCCGCCUUGAACUUCGCGAAGGAGGACAUCUAACGACAACAAGGAGGGUGCUUCGGGUUCAAGGAUUUGGCCAAAGGUGCCAGGUUGGGCACCAAAGCUGCAGCCCACAUCUCCUUCCUUGGGGCGGAUUCUGACCCUCGAGCAACCUAGACUGAGAAGAGACGGAAAACGUUCUAUUGGCAAAGAAGAGUCGGAGGAAGCCUCCAGUUUGAGUCUCCAGACCAUGGCCGAUGAGGAGAUGGAGGCCUUUGAGGUGGACACAUCCCGGAUGAGGCCGGGGCUCCCGCCGUACGACAUGGAGGACCACCUCCUGCCCAUGGAGCGCCGUGGGGCCUGUGCUUGUUGUGCGUGGGCCUUCCUGGUGGCGGCCAUGAACUCCUUGGUCUUCCUCCUGAACUUCCUCCUGAUGGCCUCCAUCUUUGCUGUCGUCCUCCUGCCAACCAUCGUGGUGGUCUUCUUCGGAUUCCAGUGUCACUCCCGGGUGCUCCACUCUUCGGCCUCCUAUUGCAAGACGCUCCUGGACGACAGCAGCUCUUCCGCCUUGAUCAUCCUCGGCUUCGUCAUCAUGUCUCCGCUCAUGGUGCUGGCCAUGGUGACCUACUGCCGGCUGGCGCGGCGCCUCCGCCUCUUCAUGUGCUUCCAGCCGUGCGCCCGGGCAACCUACAAGGGGGUGAAGUGGCCCUGGCGCGAAGAGGGUGGAAGAUGGAACAGCCAGGUCAAGGCCUGGGUCUAACUCCCCAGUGUAAACAAACGAUUGGGAUCCCAUCUUCUCCAGAUGGAUCCUGGAAUUGCCCCUUCCUUUUGGCCAUCCGUGGAUGUAUUGGCAAACUACAUUUCCUGUACGUGGCACUUUUUCCAACCAUAUUCAUGAAUCCACAAACAGUAUCCUUUGUGGCAUCCUUCGAUUGAACUGGCGAGCAGAGCUAUCAAGAGGCACCAAAUUGAAAGAUGCCUUCAGUCUCCACAUGCCUAGCGACACAUGUUUUGACACCUCAAACGUUAGACCUGUUUUGGGGUAUAUUUGACGUGCCGAUUCCAAAAAUGUCACCAGAUUUCCCCUAUCUGCUCUAGUUUUUGAGAUUGAGAACAUAGGCCAUGUCCACCACUCACCAUCUGCUCGCCACAGAUGACUGCAAUGCAAGACAUUUGAGGAAACAUUCAUGGAGAAGUCUAGAAUAGAGUAACAAGGACCCGUUUCCCUGUCCCUUUCCCAGAACCGAGUCCAAAACCAAGCUGAAAUGGAUCUAGACCAGUGUUCCUCAACCUUCCUAAUGCUGUGACUCCUUAAUACAGUUCCUCAUGUUGUGGUGACCUCCAACCAUAACAUUGUUUUCAUUGUACUGUUGAAGGCUUUCAUGGCCAGAAUUACUGGGUUGUUGUAGGUUUUUCGGGCUAUGUUCUAGAAGCAUUCUCUCCUGACGUUUCACCUACAUCUAUGGCAAACAUCCUCAGAGGUUGUGAGGUCUGUUGGAAACUAGGAAAAUUGAGUUUAUAUAUCUGUGGAAUAAUGUCCAGGGUGGGAGAAAGAAUACUUGUCUGUUUGAAUGUUGCAAUUGAUCACCUUGAUUAGCAUUUAAUAGCCUUGCAGUGGCAAUGCCUGGCUGCUUCCUGCCUGGGGGAAUUUAUUUAUUUAUUUACUUAAUGUCAAGGGGAAACCUUUACCUUUACUAUGGCCAUACUCAAGAAGCUUUCUCUCCUGACGUUUCGCCCACAUCUGAGGAUGCUUGUC
Messenger RNA from Anolis sagrei ordinatus, 2055 nucleotides. The record is from RefSeq and is a predicted model, not a curated record. NCBI's taxonomy places the organism in Eukaryota, Metazoa, Chordata, Lepidosauria, Squamata, Anolidae.